AUGACGGACGAAAGCUUAGCACCUUUUCACCGGAAUCGAAGGAAAUCAGCUCGGAAACAGCGUCACCAUGAAUGUUCCAGUAAAGCCAAUCGACAGAUGGUCAAGAGGAAUAAGCUGUCAUCUUCUGGUGGAAUCGACCCUCUGAUCUCUUCACCAAACACUUUCAGUCGACAUGGAAAUGAGCUCAACAAUACACAAACACUGUUUGCGCAGCUGGAAUGCCGGAGCACCCGUGAUCUGGACACAUCCUUUCAGAGCGGCCCUGACUACCAGACAUUUUUGAAGGUCUUUUCGCAGAUCCCUCGAGCAGCCUGA
This is a messenger RNA of Protopolystoma xenopodis, 315 nucleotides long. The record is from the annotation of a GenBank genome assembly. Lineage: Eukaryota; Metazoa; Platyhelminthes; Monogenea; Polystomatidea; Polystomatidae.